UUUUUUUUAACUUUUUUUUUGUACAUCUAUUCUCACACCAAUAUCAGACCUUAAAUCUUGCUCCUUCCGCCAGAGCGCACACCUUGCACGACGAAGAGUGUGUGAGAGAGAGAGACAGAGAGUGAGUAAGCGCGUGGAAGGCGUUGCUGAUCCAACAGAUUUUCGUCCUUUGUUGGGUCAGCGUUUCAGCGUGAUAUCACAGGAGUCUGGAUACAAAAUUUUGCUGCUCUAGCUCUUAUAGUCUCUAGGAACUAAGACGGACCGAAAUCGGUGUAUCAAUCCGGCUAUUGAUGCUGAUCAAGAAUACAUAUAUACAAUUUAUGGAGUCGGAAACGUUUCCUUCUAUCCACUUUCUCCGCAAAUUGAAUGUACCCCUAUACUCAUCGAGUAUGUACAUCCAAUUUAUUCCAGAAGCAAAAGUAUUGCUCACUUGACUUGCAAAUGGGUUUGCUGGCUGGGCCUGGAUCGACUGAUCGGCAGGUAACACUGAUCAGGUAAAUUAGGGUGGCCCAAAAAAACGGAGACUUACAGCCAAACCAUAAUGUCAUUAGCAGAAGAAAGGGCUCGUUUGAAUCUGAUUAACUUCAUUCUGUAAGCUGUGCCCAUCCAAUGCUGUGUUAAGGACCAGUCUAAAGCGGCAGAGUCGGAAUUUCAGCGUCUUUGUUUCAGUUAUACGAGAGCUGGCGCAAUGAGCAGUAGCCACCUCUUACGCGCCCUGCGACGCACCUUGGGCCUGGGUCGUAGCCAGCUACCGGUUGAUGGCCGAAAUGUAAUACUCAUCACGGGCUGUGACUCGGGCUUGGGCCACUGCCUGGCUGUCUACUGCCACAAUGUGCUCUCCAUGACGGUCGUCUCCUGUUGCCACAACCUCAAGUCGGAUGGGGCCCGUUUGCUCCAGCAAUUAAGUUCGCAGGGCGACGAACGCAGGCGAAUGCACACCUUAGAGCUGGAUCUGCUGCAGCCGUGCUCCAUACGGCUGGUGCAUGACAGACUCCAGGACAUACUGGCAGAGGAUCCGAGCUACCAGCUGACGGCUCUCGUGAACAAUGCGGGCGUCAUGUGCUUCGGGGAGUUCGAAUGGCAGGUGCCCGAACAAAUUGAGAUGCAGAUCAACUGCAAUCUCCUGGGCACCAUGCGAUUGACGCGCCAGCUUUUGCCGCUGCUGAGGCAGCAGCGGGGAAGGAUCAUUAACGUGACCAGUCACUGUGGUCUGCAGGCCCUGCCGGCCCUCGCUCCCUAUGCCGCCUCCAAGGCGGCCCUGCGCUUCUGGACCGACUCCCUGCGCAUAGAACUGCAGCAGUACGGCUUGGAGGUGGUCAACUUUAUACCGGGCUCCUUUGUGCUGGACAGCAACAUAGCGGCACGGCAGCAGCAGCACGCCCAGCGGAUGCGCGAGUGCUUCAGCGCUGAGCAGCACGCCCACUACGACGUCUACUUUGAGCAGUUCAAUGGAUAUCUGAAGAUCGUGUCGGGCUACAAGGCGCCCAACCAGCUGAAGGAUGAGGCGCUGCUGGCCAAGUUCAAGGAUGCCCUGACGAGCACACAACCAUCGGCGCUGUACAUACACGAGCCCUGGCGAUAUCGUGUGUAUCGCUGGCUCUUUUGGCUCUGUCCCACGCCUCUCGUGGACUGGCUUACCCUGCGCUUCUGUGCGAUGCCCACAUACGAAACAAGCGAGCGAAAGAUCGGGUAGUGUAGUUGGUAGUCUAAACAUUUACUGGAGCAGUUUGAAGAUACUUGGCUAGGGCUGUGGCUAAUAAAAUUGAGUAAAAUGCA
Messenger RNA from Drosophila miranda, 1776 nucleotides. RefSeq names its product D-beta-hydroxybutyrate dehydrogenase, mitochondrial (gene sro). The record is from RefSeq and is a predicted model, not a curated record. Bases 689 to 1693 code for a protein of 334 amino acids. The transcript has 3 exons. Gene Ontology annotation, molecular function: oxidoreductase activity. NCBI's taxonomy places the organism in Eukaryota, Metazoa, Arthropoda, Insecta, Diptera, Drosophilidae.